Pocillopora verrucosa is the source of this 1050-nucleotide messenger RNA. The record is from RefSeq and is a predicted model, not a curated record. Lineage: Eukaryota; Metazoa; Cnidaria; Anthozoa; Scleractinia; Pocilloporidae.
AUUUUAGGAAAGCUUGUCAUUUCACAGAGUCAAGGAACAUCAAGAAUGGUGGUUAUAGGGUUUUACAUUCCAUUCUUUAUAUCUGUCGUGCCAGCUCUCGUAACAGUUGCCAGCACCAUUCGACCGAGACAGUCCAGUGCGACAACGACAGAGGGAGCAAGUUUUCUCUUUGAAUGGGAUUUUCAUCUUCAAGAUGAGGACAAAAUAAAACUAGCAGGGUUCAUUUUUGGUCUUUGGGAGAAUGGGUAUACCACGUUUUAUCUUAUGACGGUAACCAAGAAGGGAAGAGUGAUUUAUAAUCCUCAGUUGAACAAGACACAUCCUAGUUACGUUGGGCGAGUGACUUGGGAAGGAAACAUAUCGAAGUCGUACUUGGCCUAUGAAUUGGUGAACCUGACUUUCUCCGAUAGCAACACAUACGGAUGUCAAAUUGACGUGGGAGGUUUCCGACGAACAAUUCAUUCUAAGAUCACCUUAAAUGUCCAGGCGAUACAUGCAUCAAAAACAACUGAAGUGAGUGUCUCUUCCAUAUGGGACCAUGCUCCCAAUGCUACAUCGAGCAAAUUUGUUCCAUCAUUAAAAGCGGGUGUCCCAGAAAAUGCAACAGUGGGAAGUGUAACAACUUCGAAUUCAAACAUCUUGGUAUCACACGGGAAAGCGGGCUCUGCGAAGUCAAAGUGGGAAUUAGGGAUUGAAUGCUUACCUUACCUGUCAGUCCUUGCCAUUCCACAUUUCUUUGGGCCGUGACUUUCAAGCUCUGAAGGAGAACUGGAGUGAGUAAUAAGUACUAGUUAAGACUAGUACUAUGUGAGUGUUAGUUAAGAUUUUCAACUUUCCCUUUUCGUUUCGAUUUACCUGUCGUGAUUUCCAUGUUUCCAAAUACGAUGGUUCAAAAUAAUAAGUGUCUUUGUGGUAUCCCAUGAGAUUUACCAACACUCUAAAAUCAAUGGGCAUAAAAGUCUCAUAUGCAGGAAAUGUAAAUGUUUAUUUUUCAUUAGUAUCUUUAAUAGAAGAAGGCAUGGCAAUCUUCCAAGUUAAAACUUGUCAUGA